Molecule: messenger RNA, 669 nt
Organism: Acaulospora morrowiae
Lineage: Eukaryota; Fungi; Glomeromycota; Glomeromycetes; Diversisporales; Acaulosporaceae
Source: the annotation of a GenBank genome assembly
AUGUCCUCUCAGCAUCAAAAAUCAAAAAUUUCUUGUAUAAUAUAUCUUGAACCUUCGUCAACCUCCAGAUUUUAUCAAAGUAUCGCCAACUUCUAUGAUCAAACGUUGAAAUUAUUCGGUCCAAAUGAAGCGCUCAAAUAUCAUCCACACGUUUCAAUGACAGGAUUCUUCAAUUUAUACGAUGGUCCCGACAAAUCAUCUCAUGAAAAACUUGAUAAAAUAAUUAAAUUUAUCAAUAGCUUUCUCGAAUCACAUAAGGGUCAAAUUACUCAUCCCAAAAUUGAAGGGAUUAUUCGCUCAAGAGCAGUUUUAAUUUCUAUAAAUGUUUGCCAAGCAUUACAUGAAUUAGUAGGACAGAUUUCAUUAUUCGAUAUUGAUGACGAAACUAUCAGUAUUAAUAAUCAUAAUACUAAAAUUUUGAUUCGUCCGAAGAGAAUCGAUCAUAUCUCUCUGGCUUAUUGCAGUCAUACAUACCCUGAAGGUCAAGAUAUAUUGACUGAAGAUGUACUGGCGAAAAUUGAGGCGAUGGCACACAAAAUGAUUGAUUUCAGUGAUAUGGAGGGAGGGCGGGGAAACUGGGACUUGGUGGUUUACGAAAAAACAAUACACGGCAGCAGGUUAGAAGAUAAACAUAUUUUCAGAGAAAUCGGAAGAUGGAAUAUUGUUUAA